Molecule: messenger RNA, 1629 nt
Organism: Syngnathoides biaculeatus (alligator pipefish)
Lineage: Eukaryota; Metazoa; Chordata; Actinopteri; Syngnathiformes; Syngnathidae
Gene: jagn1a
Product: jagunal homolog 1a
Exons: 3
Coding region: 144-695 (183 amino acids)
Biological process (GO): vesicle-mediated transport; granulocyte colony-stimulating factor signaling pathway; endoplasmic reticulum organization
Cellular component (GO): endoplasmic reticulum membrane
Source: RefSeq, a predicted model, not a curated record
GAGAUGCUGAUCCGUCAGAGGAUCUGCUGCGCAUGCGCACAGCUGCCGUUCCGGGAGCCCAUUGAUUCUUGACAUCUUUUGCCGAGAAGUCGACCGAUUUUUCCCCACAAAACGGACGCGCAACCGGUAUUUUUUUCAUCAAUAUGACGUCACGCAUUGGCCACAAAGCUGCCGCCACCAAUGGGAGUGAUUUUAAAUUCAAAGAGAAGGUAACUUCACACUACCAAAUGAGCGCUUCCUUGAAAGCGGAGGUGCGGCGCUUGAACGUGAUCCACUCCCUGGUCUGGACGCUCGUGGCGGCCCAAGUGGCCGUGAGCCACUUCAAGCUGCUGUCGCACGACACCGUGGCCGUGCCCUACCAGUGGGAGUACCCGUACCUGCUCAGCGUGGUCCCCCUGCUCUGCAGCAGCCUGUCGCUGCCCAAGAACAACAUCAGCUACCUGGUCCUCUCCAUGAUCAGCGCCGGGCUCUUCUCGGUGGCGCCGCUCAUCUACGGCGGCAUGGAGAUGUUCCCCCUGGCGCAGCAGCUGUACCGUCACGGCAAGGCGUACCGCUUCAUCUUCGGCUUCUCGGCGGUGACCGUCAUGUAUCUGCUCAUGGUGGUGGCCGUGCAAGUGCACGCGUGGCAGCUGUACUACAUGAAGAAGCUGCUGGACUCCUGGUUCACCGCCACGCAAGAGAAGAAGAAGAAAUGAUUGUUUGAAAAAUGUUUUAGAUUUUGUUUGUAUUCAUGCAUGACUUUACAGGAAUAACUAUUGUUUUAUUCUGCUAAUAUCAUUCAUCUUUUUUUUUUUUUUAACUCUUAAGUAGAGCAACUUUAGUAGACCAACUUUAAAGCUAUUGCUAAUAAUUUAUUUAUGGAAUUUUAUUACCUAACUCUUGUAAUUUCUCGUGUCCUUAUGAUCUUUGUCCCAUUUCAUUGGAGAUUAACAAUGUUAAGUGUGUAUCUUCAAGCACAAUAUUAAUUUUUUGUAUUGUUUGUUUUUAUCCAUCCAGCCAACCAGCCGCUAAUCCUCACAAGGGUUGCAGGUGUGCAAAAAUGAAAAGAAUCUUAAUAUAUAUCAUAAUUCUAUGAAAAACUGACAUGAAAAGCAUGUAUCUGUGAUGUUAUGUGAUGUUUUAAAUCUCAAAAUUUAUUCAACUUGUCAUUUGGAUCAGCAUAGAAAUAAUGGAUGGAAUAUGAAUAUGGUACAUCAUUAUUUUAUGAGGCGGCACGGUGGAUCAGGUGGUAAAGCGUUGGCCUCACAGUUCUGAGGAGCCGGGUUCGGUCCCGGCCCUGCCUGUGUGGAGUUUGCACGUUCUCCCUGUGCCUGUGUGGACAUCCCAAAAACACGCGACAUUAAUCGGACACUCUAAAUUGCCCGUAGGUGUGAUUGUGAGUGCGGCUGUUGUCGGUCUCCAUGUUCCCUGCAAUUGGCUGGCAACCAGUUCAGGGUGUCCCACGCCUUCUGCCCGUUGACAGCUGGGAUAGGUUCCAGCACUCCCUGUGACCCUCGUGAGGACAAGCGGCAAAGAAAAUGGAUGGAUUAUUUUCGACAGUUUUUGUAGAAAUAUUACAUAUUUUUCCUCAACAUUUGACUACAUAUUCUUUCAUCUUUAUGACUUUUGCUGUUUUUUUGUUUUUUUUGG